Molecule: messenger RNA, 1461 nt
Organism: Entrophospora sp. SA101
Lineage: Eukaryota; Fungi; Glomeromycota; Glomeromycetes; Entrophosporales; Entrophosporaceae
Source: the annotation of a GenBank genome assembly
AUGUCUACCACCGAAGAAUUGCAAACGUUUGUUUUGAACACUCUUGAUACAAAAGGUCUGAUUGAAAACUCAAAAAAUCUUAAAGCUGAAGAUGGAAAAGAUAUUGAUCAAUUAGUUUUAUUGGGAGCUUUAAAAAGUUUAACCGAUAAAGAAAUGAUAAGAUAUGAUACCAUCGAGGAAGAAAUAUGGAUACUUACUGAAGAAGGCAAUGAAAUUGCUAAUAAUGGGAGUCAUGAAGCAAAAGUUUUUGAAACUAUCCCUGUUGGUGAUGAAGGCAUAUCUAUUAAAAAAUUACGAGAAUUACUUGGUGAAUCAGCAAAGAUUGGCCAAGGAAAGGCCUAUAAAAACAAAUGGAUUGCCAACAAAGGAGAAAAUUUAAUCAGAUCUGUAAACUCAAUUGUAGAUCAAACUAGAAAAGAUCUUGAAAUAAUUAGAUCGACAGGAACACAUCAUGAUUCCAAAGUAUUAGCAGAAUUAAAAAAAAGAAAACUAUGUGAUAAACAAAAACUUGUUUCUUAUACUGUUCAAAAAGGUUCACACUUUGCUUUAACAAUUGAAAAACAGGCUCGUGACAUAACUUUUGAAAUGCUUCAAAGUGGUGAGUGGAAAAAGGCCAACUUUAAAAAUUAUAAUUUUGAUGCUCUUGGUAUACCACCACCAGGCGGUCAUUUACAUCCUUUAAUGAAAGUUAGAGAAGAAUUUCGAAAUAUCUUUUUUGAGAUGGGAUUUGAAGAAAUGCCAACAAAUAGAUUUGUUGAAUCAUCUUUUUGGAAUUUUGAUGCACUUUUCCAGCCUCAACAACAUCCAGCUCGUGAUGCUCAUGACACCUUUUUCUUAAAAGAUCCAGAAAUCACUACAAAAUUUCCAACUGAUUAUCUUCAACGUGUCAAAGAAGUACACUCAGUUGGUGGUUAUGGAUCAAUCGGAUAUAAUUAUGAUUGGAAGAUUGAAGAAGCACAAAAAUUAAUUUUGAGAACUCAUACAACAGCAGUAUCUUCUUAUAUGUUGUAUAAUCUUGCUCAACAAAAAGAAUUUAAACCAGCUAAAUAUUUUUCAAUAGAUCGAGUCUUCAGGAAUGAAACUGUUGAUGCAACUCAUUUGGCUGAAUUUCAUCAGGUGGAAGGUGUUAUUGCAGAUAAAGGAUUGACUUUGGGUGAUUUGAUCGGCUUCAUGAACACUUUCUUUGGAAAGAUGGGUGUUACCAAUUUACGUUUUAAACCUGCUUAUAAUCCUUAUACUGAGCCAAGUAUGGAAAUCUUUUCAUAUCAUCAAGGAUUGGGUAAAUGGGUAGAAAUUGGAAAUUCAGGAAUGUUUCGACCUGAAAUGUUGGAACCAAUGGGUUUAGACCCUGAUGUUCGUGUUAUUGCUUGGGGAUUGAGUUUAGAAAGACCUACAAUGAUAAAGUAUAAGAUUGACAAUAUAAGAGAGAACAAUCCAAUUUGUGCUUUUGAUUUACUCUAA